AAUGCUCCUUCCUAGGCCAGAGUGGUGCUCACCCUCAUUUUUUAUAGGAUGAAAGCUUUGAGAACUGUGUGUAAAAUUAAUCAAGGGAAACUUGCUAAAAUAGAGGCAAAGAAACAAGACGGAGGAGCACUUGACAGUCAAUACAAUCUCUGUAGCAAGAGACCUUCUUGGCAUCUCUGGCAGGAAGUGACACUACUACUGCCAGCAGGAAGGUUAGCAUUACAUGAAGGUUUCAACCUGGAUCCAGAGAAGACUCCCCAACAACUCCAAGGCUGGUGAGCAAACAGGUGCUGGUACCUACAGAGAAAGCCCACAGAGCUCACUGCUUUCUUGCCAACUUUGGAGUUUGAGGAGAACAGACUCCUGGAUUCAUGGGACGUAUGUAAAAAAAGCACUAGAGCCUGACUUGACCUGCAUACCAUCUGGUGACCUGAAGGCUUGUGUGUGCCCCCUGCCCUGCACAGCCAUGGCCCUGGUCAGCAUCAACCAGCUUCCCGAGAGCAUCCUGCUGGAGGUGUUCACUCACCUGCCCGCCCGCCAGCUGCUGCUGAACUGCCGCCCCGUCUGCAGCCUCUGGCGUGACCUCAUUGACCUCGUGACCCUCUGGAAGCGCAAAUGCCUAUGUGAGGGCUUCGUCGCUGAGGACUGGGACCAGCCCGUGGCCGACUGGAAGGUCUUCUACUUUCUGUGCAGCCUCCGCAGGAACCUCCUGCGCAACCCGUGUGCUGAAGAUGAUAUGACGUCCUGGAAAAUUGACUCCAACGGGGGGAACCACUGGAAGGUGGAGAGCCUCCCUGGAGCCCAUGGCACAGAUUUUCCUGACUCCAAAGUCAAGAAGUACUUCGUCACAUCUUACGGCAUGUGCCUCAAGUCCCAGCUGAUAGACCUUAAAGCUGAGGGCUACUGGGAAGAGCUGCUGGACAAGUUCCGGCCAGACAUCGUGGUCAAGGACUGGUUCGCCGCCAGAGCAGACUGUGGCUGCACCUACCACAUCCGAGUACAGCUGGCCUCCGCUGACUACAUCGUCCUGGCCUCCUUCGAGCCCCCGCCUGUGACCAUCCCUCAGUGGAACGAUGCCAGGUGGACAGAGGUCUCCCACACCUUCUCGGAUUACCCUCCAGGUGUCCGCCACAUCCUCUUCCAGCAUGGGGGCAAGGACACCCAGUACUGGGCAGGCUGGUACGGGCCCCGGGUCACCAACAGCAGCAUCAUCGUCAGCCACAGGAUGAGCAGGAGCCCAGCCCCCUCGGUCGUACAGCCUUAGCCCAUGCAGGGGCCAAGGGAGGCCACCCCCCCUCCCUUCCCCACUCCUUCCCCAGAGGCCCUCCUGACAGUCAGCCAUGCAUCUGUCCUCUGUCCAGGCCAGCCGAGCACCAAGGGUCACCUCCAGGCAAGGGCUGAGCCAGCAGCAGGCAGUAAGGUCCCUGCCCCGGCCCCAGCCUAGGCCAGACCCACCAGUCUGUGAACUUACUGUCACGCAGCUCUGAUAUCUUGUUGUAAUAAAUGUUUUCAAUAAAAGUAGCCUGGGGUUGGGUCUAGGGGUGAGGGCACAAGGUCCUUAGCACUUUGGCAGAGAAGCAGCACCCCCCUCAAUCCCGGGUAGUGACAGCCCGGCUCAGCCUGGGGGCUCUUUAUUGAAACAACUCACAGCAUAGCAUUUGAGACAGCACUGGCAGCCGGGUCCCAGGAGGCUGAGAAACUGAGGUCUCAGCCCCCUUCACUGCCCUCCUGGGAGGGUCCCUCCAUGCAGGCAGCCAGGCCUGAGCAGCCCCAACCUGGAGGGUGGGUGGUCCACACACAGAGGCGAUAAGAGCACUUGGAGUCAGGGUGGCCCUGCAGCACUGCCCUAGGCUGGGCCCCCCGAAGUCCGACAGCUGCGGCAUCCACGGGGUGGGGGGUGGGGCAGGCACACCCUCAGCUGCUUUUAUGAGCUCGCUCUUCCACGUACAGCUGCAUCUGAUGGACAGGAACGAACAACCAAGGUCAGGUGGACGGCCCGGGCACCUCCAAUGGAGAAUCAAUCCCCGGGGUCUCUGCCAAGGGUGGGACUGUGUGGCCCCAGCCAGGGGUUAAGGAAAGAGGGAAUUGGGAGCCUUACACCGGCCUGCCCCCAAGCCUGGAUCCACAAGCCCUCGGGCCAGGCCUCAGCAUACCCUAAAUAAAGCGAAUUCGGGCCCCAAGCAUCUCACCUUUAA
This is a messenger RNA of Phacochoerus africanus (Common warthog), 2195 nucleotides long. It is a transcript of the gene FBXO6, whose product is annotated as F-box protein 6. The transcript has 8 exons. Gene Ontology annotation, biological process: SCF-dependent proteasomal ubiquitin-dependent protein catabolic process; glycoprotein catabolic process. Gene Ontology annotation, molecular function: ubiquitin protein ligase activity; protein binding. Gene Ontology annotation, cellular component: cytoplasm; SCF ubiquitin ligase complex; endoplasmic reticulum quality control compartment. Bases 224 to 1264 code for a protein of 346 amino acids. The record is from RefSeq and is a predicted model, not a curated record. Lineage: Eukaryota; Metazoa; Chordata; Mammalia; Artiodactyla; Suidae.